GUGGCAGUGAAGUGCAGACCGGAGAGAAAGAGACACUUUGUGUUGUGUGGAGAGCAGGACGGACACAAUACGGACAGAAAUAUAAUAUUGGGAUACGCCUUGUAUACAAUUAUGGAAAAGGGCAAAGAUCUACAGGAAGAGAGGCGUUCAGCGUUCCUCACUCCUGGAUUGGGCUGCUGUUGAUCAAGGACUUGCACAAAGGAAAGAGAUGAACAUGGAUGGAAACUGAAAGCACGGGCUGUAACAGGAGUUGACAGUUCUUUAAGGCUAAAACAACAUUUGAAUGACUUGUCCAAUUGUAAAAGAAACAAAGGUAACAAAGGCUGGGAAUGCGAAAAACCUUGAAGUUUGUCUCAGAACGUCUUCAGAUUUGAGCAGAUUUUCACUGGUAGUUUCACCGGUAUCUCUAAAGUGUACGUCUAUUGUCAACAAAGCCAUGUGUGACAUGUUUGAGAAAGGCAGGGAACAUUCCUAAGGCUCUGAAGUUGCCUACCUAUCUUUUACAGUGAGCGUGAGCCUUUGCAGGACUUCUAUCUCCAGCGUUUAAAGAAGUGCCUUAGAUCUUUUGGACCAUACCCCAAUCACACUUUUGGGAAAUUGGAACUUGUCACUUGGGACUUGGCUCUUGGCACCUCACCAUCAUGAAGGAAUGCACCACACCUUCACAGAAGAACAUUUGAAGUCUCGUACAGGGUUCGUUCAGUCACGAUGAACAACUCCCAACAGCAGAGUCUAGACGAGACCGCGGUCUUCUCUCCGCUGACUGAAUCCAGCCCAGAGUUCCUCCACAGCGAAGCCGAGCGAUGCGCUCUGGAGCACUUGCUGACCUCUGGACCCGGAGCGUUCUACACCAAGCUCAGCAAAGAGGGACUCACGCACUUCCUCUCACCUGAGGAGGUGAACCAGGUGGCCGGCUGGGCUGAGGACUACCGCAUCAGUGAGGUUCUUCUAGACAGUGGAAACCUUGAGGAUGAAAGUGAGUCCGGCACUCAGGGAUUCUCCAACCAGUACUUUCCAGUUCAUUCGGACACUCCGGCCCCGAGCCUGGAGUUAGGAUGGCCUGAGGAGGCGAGACUGGAGGGUGUGGACCAGGCGGUGGUCUACACCAGCCCUCCAGUGGAGCAGAUGCCCCACGUUCGGGAGGUGGUCAGGAGGCUGCUGCAGGAAGCAACCAUGCUGAUUGCUAUAGUGACGGACAGAGUGACAGACAAUGCUGUGAUUGGAGAUCUGCACUGUGCUGCAUCACGGGGCGUUCCUGUUUACAUCAUCCUGAACCGCAGAUCCGUCCAGGAGAACUCCAGAAGACUCAGACACCCGAACAUAAGGGUCCGCACUGCAGGGGGAAAGACGUUCUACUCUCGGGACGGGCAGAUGGUGGUGGGAGAGCUGAAGGAGAACUUUAUCCUGGUGGAUCUGAAGACAGUGGUUCUGGGCAGCUACAGUCUCACCUGGACUGAUGCUCAUUUGCACCGGCAGCUCAUCACCAUCCUCAGUGGGCCAGGAGUCGCGUCGUUUGACCGGGAGUUCCGCAUCCUUUAUGCUGAAUCUCUACCCAUCCCAGAUCUGUGGAAGUCCGGCAGACCUGUGGGGGUCCCAAACUCAGAUGCAAACACUCUUUACCAACCAGAGUACCUAGAACAAUUUAACCAAAAAAUAGCACUUAUGGAGAGACCCUCCAGCCCCCCACCACCCCCUACUGACUGCUCUGUGGACUGGGAGGCUCUGGGGGUCAUCCAGUGGAACGAAGGCCUUCCAGAUGGCCUGGGAGAUCUGCCCGGGGUUUGUGAAGAAGAGCCAAAGUCCCACAGAGAAGAAUUCAAUGGGCAGCCUGGGGCUACUGAAUCCAAAGAAAGAGGAUCUGAGGUUGCAGAACAGCCUGGUAGCACAGAUGAUCAAGUAGAGGACAAGUUAUACCCCAGUGUUAAAGCUGAGCUGAGACAAACAAAUGACCAUCAAACACAAAUGAGGGUGAGGCAAAAACCAGAAAUCGCCCCAUACAGACGUCUGAGUCUCGCACUGGAAACAGAGCGUGAGGACUGGGACUCCAUUAUCAGGACUCGGGAGCGCAGGAUGGACAUUAACCGGAAUGAUGAGCCUGGAAACUUCCCAUGGACACCUAGACGAGACUAUCCAUCGAGGAUGGACCAGAGGAUGGGAGAAAAUAGGAUUUCAGAGGACACGCCCACAAAACCGGCUACAGCAGAAAACAACCACAAGAAGCCGCUGAUCCUGAGGGUUCCUCACACGGAGAGUUUCAGCUCUCUGAGUGACAUUCUCAGAAGAAUCAACGCCAGAAAGACAGGCAAAGAGCAGCAGAAGAGAACAGCCAAGACCACCAUUAGUAAAUCCAUGCUGGAUCUGAGCGCAGCAGCUCCAGACACGGCGCAAAACACCAGCGUCCAUGAUGGCUUCCCGCUAACUCCGGCUCUCGCUCUGAUUAAAAAGCGUAAUGAUGAGAUUAAAUCUGGACUCCUGAGAGCCCCCAGGACCUUUUUGCCCCCCUCCAGACCCCGCAGCUCCAGCUUCGGGCUGCAGAGGGAGCCGUGGAGAGCCCCGUUUAUUAGAGAUCAGAGGGCAGAUGAGGACAAGUGACAAAAUCCUCAUCAGAGAGGAAUGUGUGAAAAUGAAUAACAGCUAUAAUACACCCAGCCCAGCAAACCCUGUGAAUCUGACACAUCAUUAAACCACCCCUGACCCCCGGCAGCCGCAGGAUGAGACAUGCUUCAUGAGUUCAUCUACUAUUGAAGAAACAAGCAUGCACUAAGUGCUUAUUUUUAAUUAUAGUCCCAUAUCCUACAUUUUUAUACAAUUUUAUGUUUUUUCUCUUAGUUCUGUGAAUGUUUUGUGGAGUUUUUGAGGAUUUAUUUACCAAAAAGUACCAUAUUGUAAAUGUAAUUAUUUUUUAAAUGUGACUCUAUAAACUAUUUUCAUGCUUUAAACUUA
This is a messenger RNA of Astyanax mexicanus (Mexican tetra), 2943 nucleotides long. RefSeq names its product family with sequence similarity 83 member E (gene sack1e). The transcript has 8 exons. NCBI's taxonomy places the organism in Eukaryota, Metazoa, Chordata, Actinopteri, Characiformes, Acestrorhamphidae. Gene Ontology annotation, biological process: epidermal growth factor receptor signaling pathway. Bases 709 to 2592 code for a protein of 627 amino acids. The record is from RefSeq and is a predicted model, not a curated record.